UUUCGGCGGGAGGAGGAUCGAUGGCGUUCAUGCGGUACCGUGCGCUGCCGCAGGGGGAGGUGACGGCGGAGGAGUUCUGGGCGUGGCUGGGGCAGUUCGACGCGGACCACGACGGGAGGAUCAGCCGGGAGGAGCUGCAGCGCGCGCUGCGGAGCCUCAACCUGUGGUUCGCGUCGUGGAAGGCGCGUGAAGGGGUGCAAGCCGCGGACGCCAACCGCGACGGCGCCGUCGGCAGGGAGGAGGCCGGCCGGCUCUUUGCCUACGCGCAGAGGCAGCUCGGCGGCAAGAUCACCCAGCUCGGCUCCUACUGAUCAGGCUGGGCAUGAGUUGAUCUGCUGGUGUAACUAUGAUGGUGUGUGGAGUAUGAGAUGUUUUUUUUUUCCGAAUGAUGUGGAGUAUGAGAUGGAUAUGUUUGUGUUUUCGCCUUUUCGGAGUUCUUGGGACAACUUU
Molecule: messenger RNA, 450 nt
Organism: Triticum dicoccoides
Lineage: Eukaryota; Viridiplantae; Streptophyta; Magnoliopsida; Poales; Poaceae
Product: probable calcium-binding protein CML17
Exons: 1
Coding region: 21-311 (96 amino acids)
Molecular function (GO): calcium ion binding
Source: RefSeq, a predicted model, not a curated record